Cucurbita maxima (winter squash) is the source of this 3399-nucleotide messenger RNA. RefSeq names its product protein MEI2-like 3. The coding region runs from base 357 to 2912 and encodes 851 amino acids. The transcript has 13 exons. Gene Ontology annotation, molecular function: RNA binding. NCBI's taxonomy places the organism in Eukaryota, Viridiplantae, Streptophyta, Magnoliopsida, Cucurbitales, Cucurbitaceae. The record is from RefSeq and is a predicted model, not a curated record.
UAUCUAAGCUGCUGCACAUGACUCGCUUCUUCCCUCCAUUUUCCCCUCGAUGAUUCUUCACUUCUUUCUCGUCCCACCAUCGUCCUUUCUUCCCUCUCUCUAUUUCAAUAAACUCCCAAAUUUCAAUUUCACUACCACUAUUGCACCGCUGCUCUCGGCAGCAACAACUCUGUGCUGCAUCAUUUCAGUACCGCCGUUUCUCUCUUUGAUCAUCGUCGUCUUGGAGGGCUACUCGUUGGAUUUUCCUUUCAUCUUGGCAGAAAACUCGUCGACGACGUGUUUCUUUUAACAAUAUAAAAAAGUACACCAAAAUAAUCUCUUUAUCGCAUAUUUUGAGUAGAGAAGAUCAGAAAGUGAUGCAGAAGGAGCCUUCACAUUAUUCAUUUUCAGGUAAUUCUAACACUCCACCUGUAUCUAAGCCCAAAGAAAUGGAAAACAUAUGGGGUAAUUUCCAAAAAUCUGAUGAUUUCCAUUCUUCAAGUGUUACUACACUAUUCUCAAGCUCAUUGCCAGUUCUUUCGCAUGUGAAUCUGAACAUGGUUGACAAAAGAGUUGCUAUUCAAUCUGUUGAUGACAUCUCGUCUCACUUUAAGAAUCUCAAACCGGGUCUGGAAGGGGAUGAUAUGCUUGAAGACAUCGAAACUCAUGCAAUUGGCCAUUUACUUCCUGACGAUGAGGAGGAGCUUCUAGCUGGCAUAAUGGAUGAUUUAGAUCUGAAUGGCCUUCCUAGCUCUCUUGAAGACUUGGAAGAAUGUGAUAUUUUCAGUAGUGGUGGUGGCUUGGAAUUGGAAACAGAUGCUCAACAAAAGGCUAGCAUUGGUUCUUCAAGGGCAGGCUUAAGUGAUGGUAUAGUUGGAAGUGUGGUGCCUCCUCAUACCUAUUCAAAUGGCAUUGGAACGGUUGCUGGAGAACAUCCUUAUGGAGAGCAUCCUUCAAGAACAUUGUUUGUGCGGAACAUUAAUAGUAGCGUCGAAGAUUCAGAACUGAGAGCUCUCUUUGAGCAAUAUGGCGAUAUUAGGACUUUGUAUACUGCUUGUAAACACAGGGGCUUUGUAAUGAUAUCUUAUUAUGACAUUCGUGCUGCUCGAACUGCUAUGCGUGCAUUGCAAAACAAACCACUACGGCGGAGAAAACUUGACAUUCACUUCUCAAUUCCCAAGAAUAAUCCAUCUGAGAAAGAUAUAAAUCAAGGAACCUUGGUAGCCUUUAAUUUGGAUCCCUCAAUUUCCAAUGAAGAUCUUCUACAAAUUUUUGGGGUCUAUGGUGAGGUCAAAGAGAUAAGGGAAACUCCGCACAAGAGACACCAUAAGUUCAUUGAAUAUUAUGAUGUUAGAGCUGCUGAAGCAGCACUGAAGGCAUUGAAUAGAAUUGACAUUGUUGGUAAACGCAUAAAGCUAGAACCAAGUCGCCCUGGUGGAGCCCGUCGAAACUCGACGUUGCAACUCAAUCAAGAACUUGAACAAGAUGAUUUCUGGAGUUUUCGCCAUCAAGUUGGUUCGCCGGUGAUCAAUUCUCCCCCAGCAUCUGUGGCAGGGAAAUGGUUGUCCGUCAACGACUCGAUUAAACCUAGUUCAAUGGGAAGUAUUAGUAAAUUUCCUGGUUUUUCAUCCAUGAGCCCAACUGGUGGCAACCGUUUGCCUGGAUUGGCUUCAGUUCUUCCUAAUGUAACAAGAAGUACUGUGAAGGCGUCUCCCAUUGGUAAGGACCAAGGAAGGGGUAACAUCAUGGACCAUCCAUUUACCUAUAUAAAUCCAUUGCAUGUAGCUGCCUUUCCACCAUCCCAGUCACUUCCCGAGCCAAAACCAAGCCGCUAUUAUGAGAUUAUGUCCUCAUUCGGACCUCCCACAUCGGGUGGAUCUACUCGGAGUCCCCAAACUUUUUGGGGGAAUCAGAAUUCAUACUCGGAGUCCUCUGGUUCUUCUGCUUGGUCAAGAUCCUAUGCAAACCAUCAUUUCUUAUCCAAUGGAAAUGGUCAAACAUUUCCAUUUCCUGGCCGGCAAACUUCUAUCUUCAGUUCUACUCCGAGCACUCACUCACAUCAUGUUGGAUCUGCUCCAUCUGGUGUCCCAUCAGAGAGGCAGUUCGGGUAUUUUUCCGAGUCACCAAAUUCUUCAUUGAUGGGUCCUGUUGCAUUCAGAGGUUUAGGUUCUAGUUCAAAUGCUUCUGUAAAAGCCGCCAUCACCAAACCAAGAAACAUGUCUGAAAAUUGCCCUUCGAGUUUUCAAAUGAUGUCUUCAUCUGUGCUGAACCCGAUGUUCUCAGGUAGUGUUCCAUACCUGGGACUGCUGCCGAACAGCGUGGAUGGUUUGAAUGAGUUUGGCAGAAGUGGAUGGAUUGAGAAUUAUGGAAAUCAGAUUGACAGUAGGAAGCAGUUUCAGCUCGACUUGGAUAAAAUUCAGGGCGGAGAAGACACUCGAACCACCUUAAUGAUAAAAAACAUUCCGAAUAAGUACACGUCAAAAAUGUUAUUAGCUGCCAUUGAUGAAAAUCAUAGGAGCACUUAUGAUUUUCUCUAUUUGCCAAUUGAUUUUAAGAAUAAAUGCAACGUUGGCUAUGCUUUCAUCAAUAUGCUAUCUCCUCAACACAUAGUAUCCUUUUACGAGGCGUUCGAUGGAAAGCGAUGGGAGAAGUUCAAUAGCGAGAAAGUUGCGUCCUUGGCUUACGCUCGAAUCCAAGGAAAGGUGGCUCUCGUGAGUCAUUUUCAAAACUCGAGCUUAAUGAAUGAAGAUAAGCGCUGCCGGCCCAUUCUUUUUCACUCAGAUGGUCCAAAGGUUGGAAAUCAGGUCCUCCAAGAACAUCUGCCAUCUGCCAAUUUGGGAUCCAAUAUAUGGGGGGUGAAUGGGUCACUUUCCACUGAUUUUGCAGGAAGUCCCCCAAAUGACAACAUUGGCGAGAGGCCCGACAAAUGCUAAAACCGACGUUGUCCUCGGCCUAGAUCUUUAGCUUCUGAAUUGAUACUCUUGAGAAAAUAUUCAAGUACAUGUGGAUUGGGAAGAAGAAACAUAUGCAAAUUUUGUAUGUAAGCUGCUUUCUGCAGUGUUUUGGUCAGAAGACUUGGAUGAAGAUGGAGCAGUCGGUGUCACGCCGUUUGCUGUACUUAUCAAUGGAACCCCGAACAAUCUUUGGUUUCGGCUGCUCAUUGUCGUUCGUGUACUGAAUUGGUUUACAAUUUUUCCUGCAUUUUUGGAGCUUCUUUUUGCCUUCCCCCUUAACGUUGGGUUGAGAAAUGGCAAAUGUGAUGUACAUACCACAGGUGAUUGUGUUUAUUGGUUGAGAAGCUUUGAGAGGAACCACACAAUUGUAUAUCAAUUGCUUGUGUUUAUAACACUUAUCAAUGCAUCUGCUUUAUUUAUGGAGGCAGGAAAGGCUUUGGAUGUCAAGGUCCUUUUGUGUUCUAAA